Sinocyclocheilus rhinocerous is the source of this 5518-nucleotide messenger RNA. Its product is annotated as intersectin-1-like. Gene Ontology annotation, biological process: positive regulation of Rho protein signal transduction; intracellular signal transduction. The record is from RefSeq and is a predicted model, not a curated record. Lineage: Eukaryota; Metazoa; Chordata; Actinopteri; Cypriniformes; Cyprinidae. Gene Ontology annotation, molecular function: calcium ion binding; protein binding; guanyl-nucleotide exchange factor activity.
UUUUACUUCACUACUCGCGAAGCUGCAAGGAAAGAAACGAGGAGCCAGAAGGAGCAACGAAAUAAGCCUGGAAUUUAUCUCGCACGUUAAAAAAAGAAGAAAGAAGAGUCCUCCUUCUGCCAUUCCAUGCUCCUCUAGCGUGUUCCCUCACAGAGUGCUGGAGAUAUAACGUUAAUGGAAACUGAAUGAUGAGGAGUUUGUGGCUGGACGGCAGCUGACGGACUGAACCAUGGCUCAGUUUCCCACGCCCUUCGGAGGGGGGUCGGAUACAUGGGUAAUAUCUGUGGACGAGAGAGCCAAACAUGACCAGCAGUUCCACAGUUUGACCCCCACACCUGCUGGCUUCAUCACAGGUGACCAGGCAAGGAAUUUCUUUCUGCAGUCAGGUUUACCUGCCCCCAUCCUCGCCCAGAUAUGGGCCCUGGCCGACAUGAACAACGAUGGGAAGAUGGACAUACAUGAAUUUUCCAUCGCAAUGAAGCUGAUUAAAUUGAAGCUGCAGGGUCACCCCCUCCCUCCUUCACUGCCCCCCUCCAUGAAGCAGCCACCCCUCUCCAUUCCCCCACAGCCGCCUUUUGGGAUGCCCAGUAUCGGGUCAAUGCCAGGCCUGCCAGCAGUGCCGCCCAUGCCCCUGCCCCCUCUGCCUCCAGGAGUAGGUGUGUCUCCACCUCUGGUAGCAUCAGUGACCCCAGCCGUACCAUCCCUUGCUAACGGAGCACCCGCUAUGAUACAACCCAUGAGUGGAUUCUCGCAUCCAGCUGCUGCGCUCAACAAAACCCCUUCGUUCAAUCGUUCCAGUAUCAAGCUACAGAAGGGCCAGUCAGUUGAGGCACCCAGUGCUCCGGCUGCUCCUCCACCCAUUGACUGGGCCGUGCCUCAGUCCUCUCGACUCAAAUACCGCCAACUCUUCAACAGCCAUGACAAAAUGAUGAGUGGUUAUCUCACAGGUCCACAAGCCAGAACUAUUCUAAUGCAGUCCAGUCUACCGCAGGCCCAGCUGGCCACCAUCUGGAACCUGUCCGAUAUAGACCAGGACGGAAAGUUGACUGCAGAAGAGUUUAUUCUGGCCAUGCACUUAAUUGACAUGGCAAUGUCCGGUCUGCCUCUUCCCCCAUUGCUGCCCCCUGACCUCAUACCUCCAACAUUCAGGAGAAUGCGUUCUGGUAGUGGAGUGUCUGUGACCAGUAUGCACUCGACAGAUCUACGGUCUCAGGAUGAACCCGAGGAGGAGGAAAAAGAGGCAGAGAAAAAACUUGCAGUCACAUUCGAGGAUAAGAAACGAGAGAACUUUGAGCGUGGAAACCUGGAGCUGGAGAAACGUCGGCAGACGCUGCUGGAGCAGCAGAGGAAAGAGCAGGAGCGACUGGUGGCGCUGGAGAAAGAGGAGCAAGAGAGGAAGGAGAGAGAACGACUGGAGCAGGAGAGACGCAGACAGCAGGAGCUGGACAAACAACUGGAGAGACAGAGAGAGCUGGAGCGACAGAGGGAGGAGGAGAGACGCAAGGAGAUCGAGAGAAGAGAGGUGAGUUCAAAAAUUCUCUGAGUUCAGUGCAUGUUAAACACUAUCAGCAUAAUGUUACAAGAAUACUUUGUGCGCAAAGAAAACAAAAAUAACGACUCUACAGUUCUUCUCCGCGUCACCCUAGCCAUUUUGGAGAGUAUCGCGACACGUAAUGAUAAGAAGUCACAGUUGGAGGGUAAACUGCAGGACAUUCGUUUCCGUCUCUCGGCUCAGAGGCACGAGAUCGAGAGCACCAAUAAGACACGAGAGCUCCGCAUUGCUGAGAUCACCAGCCUGCAACAGCAGCUGCAGGAGUCUCAGCAGUGGUUGAGUCGGUUGAUUCCUGACAAACAGUGUCUGAAUGACCAGCUGAAGCAGGUUCAGCAGAACAGUCUGCACAGAGACUCUCUGUCCAGUCUUCAGAGGGCCAUUGAAAUGAAGGAAUCGACCAAACAGCAGCUGAGAGAACAGCUGGACACUGUGGAGAAGGAGACACGUUCCAAACUAUUGGAGAUAGACUCCUUCAACACACAACUGAAGGAGCUGAGAGAAAUCCACAACAAACAACAGAGGCAGAAACAAAAGGAGCUGGAGGCUGACAUCACCCAGCCGUCGCACGACAGGAAGUCCACAGAAUUACAAGAGUCUAGGUUGUCAGGGACAGAAGAUGGCAUGUCUCCUGCAUGGAGAGAUGAUGGGCUGGGUAAAGCUCCCACUCCUCCUGCGACUCAGGCUUGGAUAAGCCAAGUGAGUGAAGAGGAGAACCACAGCAGAGCCGAAGUACAGGAUAACCUCUCCAAACUCUUCACACAGCAUCCGCAAUCUGGAAAAUUACAGACUCGGUCCCCCUGGUCUAUGGCAGAUAAGAUUCCAGUGUCUGACUUUAAUCAGGAGAUGGUAAAGGUGGUCUACUAUAGAUCACUGUAUCCCUUUGAUGCCCGCAGUCAUGAUGAAAUCACCAUCCAUCCUGGAGAUAUAGUGAUGGUGAAGGGAGAGUGGGUGGAUGAGUCUCAGACAGGUGAGCCUGGAUGGUUAGGAGGAGAGAUUAAAGGGAGGACUGGCUGGUUCCCUGCCAAUUAUGCAGAGAAGAUUCCAGAAUCUGAAGUUCCUCUUAGUUUGAGAGCUAGCACUGCUUCUAGUUCUGCUCCUAAAUUGGGUUCCCAUAUGUCAUCUGCUUCAACAACCACAGCCGCACCCUUGCAUUCAGUCUCCACAGAGUCUGCAUCGAUAGCCCCGCCCUCCUCAGCCCCUGCCCCUCCAGGCCCCGCCUCCUCCUCUUCCUCAACAUCCAGUAACUGGGCAGAUUUCAGCACUACAUGGCCAACUAAUUCCGCUGUGGAGAAGCAGGACAGCGAUGGAUGGGAUGCAUGGCCGACCCAGCCCACUCAGCCGUCCCUGUCAGUGCCCAGUGGAGGGCAGAUCAGACAACGCUCUGCUUUCACCCCGGCAACGCUCUCCGGCUCCUCACCCUCACCUGUGCUCGGCCAGGGUGAAAAGGUGGAGGGUCUGCAGGCACAGGCUUUGUAUCCAUGGAGAGCCAAGAAAGACAAUCACCUAAACUUUAACAAGAAUGACGUGAUCACCGUCCUGGAGCAGCAGGAUAUGUGGUGGUUUGGGGAGGUGCAAGGGCAGAGAGGAUGGUUCCCCAAAUCUUACGUCAAACUCAUCUCUGGGCCCGUCCGGAAAUCUAUGAGUAUUGAAUCCGGCUCUUCAGAUAGCCCUCCCAGUGUUAAGAGACCCAGCCCAUCUCCAAACAAACCCACAGAUCUCGGAGAAGAGUAUGUGGCCAUGUAUACAUAUGAAAGCAGUGAGCAGGGUGACUUGACCUUCCAGCAAGGUGAUGUCAUCACGGUCACAAAGAAAGAAGGAGAUUGGUGGACUGGGACUGUGGGCGGGAAGACUGGAGUCUUCCCCUCAAAUUAUGUCAAGCCUAAAGAAUCCGAGGGUUUGGGAUCUGCUGGAAAAACAGGAAGUUUAGGGAAGAAACCAGAGAUUGCCCAAGUGAUCGCUCCGUAUGCGGCCACCGGGGCAGAGCAGCUCACUUUAGCACCAGGCCAGCUCAUUCUUAUUCGAAAGAAAAACCCAGGAGGAUGGUGGGAAGGAGAACUUCAGGCAAGAGGAAAGAAGCGUCAGAUUGGCUGGUUUCCAGCUAAUUAUGUAAAAUUAUUGAGCCCCAGCACCAGUAAGACCACACCCACAGAGCCCAACCCACCCAAGCUGCCAACACCCAAUGCAGUGUGCCAGGUGAUUGGCAUGUAUGAUUACACGGCUCAAAACGAGGAUGAGCUGCCUUUCGGGAAGGGCCAAAUCAUCAGUGUUUUGAGCAGAGAGGAUCCUGAUUGGUGGAAGGGAGAGCUGAAUGGUUCCAUUGGCCUUUUCCCAUCAAACUACGUUAAGCUGACCACCGACACAGACCCCAGCCAACAAUGGUGUGCCGACCUCCACCUGCUCGACAUGCUGACCCCAGUGGAACGGAAGAGGCAGGGUUACAUACAUGAACUUAUUGUUACAGAGGAGAACUAUGUAAAUGACCUGCAGCUAGUUACUGAGACGUUCCAGAAGCCUUUGCUGGAGUCGGAAUUGUUGACUGAGAAGGAGGUGGCCAUGAUCUUUGUCAACUGGAAAGAGCUGAUCAUGUGCAACAUUAAACUGCUCAAGGCGUUGCGGGUGAGGAAGAAGAUGUCAGGUGAGCGCAUGCCAGUGAAGAUGAUCGGUGACAUCCUGACGGCUCAGCUUCCUCACAUGCAGCCGUACAUCCGCUUCUGCAGCUGCCAGCUCAACGGAGCCACCCUCAUUCAGCAGAAAACAGACGAGGUGCCCGAAUUCAAAGAGUUUGUUAAGCGGUUGGCGAUGGACCCUCGCUGUAAGGGAAUGCCCCUGUCCAGCUUCCUCCUCAAACCCAUGCAGAGAGUCACCCGAUACCCCCUCAUCAUCAAAAACAUUUUAGAGAACACUCCAGAAAGCCACCCGGACCACAGUCACCUGCGGCUGGCUCUGGAGAAGGCUGAAGAGCUGUGCUCGCAAGUCAACGAAGGCGUGCGAGAGAAAGAAAACUCAGACCGGCUGGAGUGGAUCCAGGCACAUGUGCAGUGUGAGGGGCUGUCAGAGCAACUUGUGUUCAACUCAGUUACAAAUUGUCUGGGCCCUCGGAAGUUCCUGCACAGUGGAAAACUCUACAAAGCCAAAAGCAACAAGGAGCUUUACGGCUUCCUGUUUAACGAUUUCCUGCUCCUCACGCAGAUCAUCAAACCUCUGGGCUCGUCUGGAACGGACAAAGUCUUCAGUGCGAAAUCCCACCUGCAGUAUCGCAUGUACAAAACGCCCAUCUUUCUCAACGAGGUGCUGGUGAAGCUGCCCACUGAUCCUUCUGGAGAUGAACCCAUAUUCCACAUAUCUCACAUCGACAGAGUCUACACUAUUCGGGCUGAGAGCAUCAACGAGCGGACAGCUUGGGUGCAGAAGAUCAAAGCCGCUUCUGAGCUCUUCAUUGAAACGGAGAAGAAGAAGAGAGAGAAAGCCUACUUAGUGAGGUCUCAGAGGGCCACUGGUAUCGGGCGGCUAAUGGUGAACAUUGUUGAAGGCAUUGAGAUAAAGCCCUGCCGUUCAAAUGGGAAGAGUAAUCCGUACUGUGAGGUGACGAUGGGCUCUCAGUGUCACGUCACUAAGACGCUGCAGGACACUCUGAACCCUAAAUGGAACUCAAACUGCCAGUUCUUCAUCAAAGACCUGGAGCAGGAUGUGCUGUGUGUCACUGUGUUUGAGAGGGAUCAGUUCUCCCCGGACGAUUUCUUGGGCAGGACGGAGAUUCGGCUGGCCGACAUCAAGAAGGACCAGGGCUCUAAGGGGCCCAUCACCAAGCGACUGCUUUUACACGAAGUCCCUACGGGAGAGAUUGUGGUGCGACUGGACCUUCAGCUCUUUGAUGAACCCUGACCCACGUUGUUUGGCCUGACCUUUUGACCCCUAGAAUCCAUAUCCGCUACUCCUCCGUGGUGAAAGCCCACCAGCCCUCCACCC